CUGGCGGCUCUGCUGGUGCCCAGUGUUCAGGAGGCCAAGAGCCUGGGCGUGUUCACUCAGCAGCAGGCGCUGGACUACCUGGGCGGGAAGCUGAAGGCGUCCCCCAAGUUCGGUGCGGCGGGUCCUGAGAAGCGGCGCAAGAGCAAGGUGGACGAGGCGCGGGACGUGCUGGCGCACGUGGUGCUGUGCCACGUGCCGGUGCCCAAGUACAACUUCUGCCACAAGGUCGCCUACAUCGCGGUUAUGAUGCGGCGCAUGCUGUACGCGGUGCUGGACCCCGCGUGCAUCGAUGACAGGGACUACUACGGCAACAAGAGGCUGGAGCUGGCGGGCGGCCUGCUGUCUCUGCUGUUCGAGGACCUGUUCAAGCGGCUCAACUCCGACCUGAAGCGCCAGGCGGACGCGGUGCUGUCCAAGGCCAACCGCGCCACGCAGUUCGACGUGGCCAAGGCCAUCCGCACCGACACCAUCACCUACGGACUGGAGUCGGCGCUGUCCAGUGGGAACUGGAUCAUUCGGCGGUUCAGGAUGGAGAGGAAGGGGGUUACGCAGGUCCUCAGCCGGCUGAGUUUCAUCGCGGCGAUGGGCAUGAUGACGCGCAUGACAUCGCAGUUCGAGAAGACGAGAAAGGUCAGCGGCCCCCGCGCGCUGCACCCCAGCCAGUGGGGCAUGCUGUGCCCCGCCGACACCCCCGAGGGUGAGAGCUGCGGUCUGGUCAAGAACCUGGCGCUCAUGACGCACGUGACGACGGACGAGGAGGAGGGGCCGCUGAGCGCGCUGCUGGUGAUGCUGGGCACGGAGCCGCUGACCAGCAUGGCGCCCGCAGAGCUGCACGGACACGGCGGGGCGCUGGUGUUCCUGAAUGGAAACCUGGUGGGGGCGCACAGGCGGCCGCAUGGGCUGGUGCGGGAGGUCAGGGAGCUCCGGCGCGCGGGUCUGCUGGGCGAGUUCGUGCACGUGCACCUGCAGGGGGACGCGUGCUACGUGAGCGCGGACGGGGGGCGCGUGUGCCGGCCGCUCAUCAUCUGCGACGCGGGGGUGCCGCGAGUGCGGCAGGAGCACAUCAGCAAGCUGAGGAGCGGCGAGUGGUGCUUCAACGACUUCCUGCGCCGGGGGCUGGUGGAGUACCUGGAUGUGAAUGAGGAGAACGUGUCGCUCAUCGCGCUGUACGAGAAGGACUGCAACAAGCUGACCACGCACCUGGAGAUCGAGCCCUUCACCAUCAUGGGGGUGGUCUCCGGCCUCAUCCCCUUCCCGCACCACAACCAGUCGCCCCGCAACACCUACCAGUGCGCCAUGGGCAAGCAGGCCAUGGGCAACAUCGCCUACAACCAGCUCAACCGGCUGGACACGCUGCUGUACCUGCUGGUCUACCCGCAGCGCCCGCUGCUGACCACCCGCACCAUCGAGCUGAUCGGGUUCGACAAGCUGGGCGCGGGCCAGAACGCGAGUGUGGCUGUCAUGAGCUACAGCGGGUACGACAUCGAGGACGCUAUCGUGAUGAACAAGUACUCGCUGGACCGGGGGUUCGGGCGCUGCAUCGUGCUCAAGAAGUACGGCGUCAGCCUCAGGAAGUACGCCAACCGCUCCUCCGACCGCAUCGUGGCUCCCCUCCCGCUGCCCGGUCAGAAGGCCGUGGCGCCCCGCUUCCGGCUGCUGGACCGCGACGGUAUCGCCAGCGUGGGCGACUACAUCCUGCCGGGUGACGUGUACAUCAACAUGCAGCGACCCUCCAACACGCGGGACCCGCUGCCGGCUGCGAACAUGCCCGACUCGUUCUACAGGCCCAGCCCCAUGUCCUGGAAGAGCACUCCCGCCAUGGCUGGGGAGCGGUGUGUGGUGGACAAGGUGCAGCUGACCGCCAAUGAUGAGAGCCACUACUCCAUCAAGGUUCUCAUCCGUCACACCCGCCGCCCCGAGCUGGGUGACAAGUUCAGCAGUCGCCACGGCCAAAAGGGGGUGGUGGGCAACAUCGUGCGGCAGGAGGACUUCCCCUUCAGCGAGCGGGGUGUGUGCCCCGACCUCAUCAUGAACCCGCACGGCUUCCCCUCGCGCAUGACGGUGGGCAAGAUGAUCGAGCUGCUGGGCAGCAAGGCCGCCGUGUCCUCGGGUCGCUUCCACUACGGUACCGCAUUCGGCGAGCCCUCCAACCUGGCGGAUAAGGUGGAGGACAUCAGCGCCACGCUGGUGCGACACGGCUUCAGCUACAGCGGCAAGGACUUCCUGACCAGCGGCAUCACGGGCGAGCCCCUGGAGGCCUACAUCUUCAUGGGCCCCGUCUACUACCAGAAGCUGAAGCACAUGGUACUCGACAAGAUGCACGCGCGCGCCCGUGGCCCACGGGUCGUCCUGACGCGGCAGCCCACCGAGGGGCGCUCGCGCGACGGCGGGUUGCGGCUGGGUGAGAUGGAGCGCGACUGCCUGAUCGCGUACGGCGCGAGCAUGCUGCUGCUGGAGCGACUGAUGAUCAGCAGUGACCAGUUCGAGGUCCAUGUGGACGCCCGCAGCGGGUUGCUCGGCUGGUGGGACGCGGCCCGCAACUGCCCGGUGUCCCCCCUGGACAAGAGCAGCGAGCACAUGGCGCCCAUCAAGAUCCCCUACGCCUGCAAGCUGCUGUUCCAGGAGCUGCAGGCCAUGAACAUCAUCCCGCGGCUCAAGCUGGCGGAC
Molecule: messenger RNA, 2667 nt
Organism: Astrephomene gubernaculifera
Lineage: Eukaryota; Viridiplantae; Chlorophyta; Chlorophyceae; Chlamydomonadales; Astrephomenaceae
Source: the annotation of a GenBank genome assembly